This is a messenger RNA of Cyphomyrmex costatus, 699 nucleotides long. RefSeq lists its product as uncharacterized. Bases 1 to 699 code for a protein of 232 amino acids. The record is from RefSeq and is a predicted model, not a curated record. The transcript is spliced from 2 exons. NCBI's taxonomy places the organism in Eukaryota, Metazoa, Arthropoda, Insecta, Hymenoptera, Formicidae.
AUGUCGUUCUUCAACAGAACGAGGACCGACAUUCUGAACGUCAGGGACAAGCCGGUCUUCGACGAUCGCAUCGUCAAGAUCGAGACUCACGCGUACAGACCGUUCGCCAACACGACGUUCGGACACAACGACGAGAUACGAAUACCCAUACAGCAGCAGGAUCUGUACACGCUGCCGUACGAGAGUUUUCUGUACGUCGAGGGACGUUUGACGAAGACCGCGGAGGCACCGAACGCCGACGUCGCGCUGGGAAACAAUUGCGUCGCGUUCAUGUUCGACGAGAUUCGCUACGAACUCGACGGCGUGGAGAUCGAUCGCAACAGAAACGUGGGCGUAACCAGCACGAUCAAGAACUACGCGACGGUGACGUCCGACAGGAGCGUGAUUCUGCGAAACGCCGGCUGGGACGCGCAGACCACCGCUGACGGAUACUUUAAUUUCUGCGUACCGCUCAACGUACUGCUCGGAUUCUGCGAGGAUUACAGACGCGUGGUGAUCAACGCUCUUCACGAGUUGAUUCUGAUACGAGCGCGCAACGACGAGAAUUGCCUGAUGGGAAAUUCGGCGGUGGUGCCGAAACUCGAACUGUUCAAGAUACAAUGGCGAAUGCCGCACGUGGUGCUGAGCGACGUGAACAAGCUGUCGAUGCUGCGAGACCUGGAGAGCGGACGAUACCUGAGCAUGGCUUUUCGCUCGUGA